UCGAGGGUGUGCUUCUGAGGUGAGAGUGGAUGACUUAUCGAGGAGGCUGGGAACUCUAACUUGUGCAGAGGACCUUGGUAUAGACCGCCGCGUAAUUCGGGUAUCAGCCCCUUUGGCAAGAAAUAGUGGGGUCCGCUCUCUUCCCCACUUUUCUCAGAAAGGGAGAAAAUUCUCCCUCCUAGGAGUGAAUUUUCUCUCCCGAGCAGGGCAGAUUUCCUAGGCUUUCUUUCCUUCCCUCGGCAGCGCUCUGACGUGCACACCAUGUGACAGGCCCCCUUCAGCUAUAAGCCGAGGAAGGUCCGCCCUCUCCUGGACUCAGCCCUGGUCUCGCAGAGCUCUGUUUCUAGACUCUCACCCGUCCGGCACGUUCCUGGGCGCCUGGCAUUCUGAUUCGCCCGCCCGCGCCCCGCCACCCCUCCUCAACCGACGGGGCAAAAGCUGCUCCGAGAGGAGGUCAAGUCCUCCGCCCGGGCCAGACGCGAGCGGAGUCCAGCGAGCGCAGCAGACGCGCGGCUACCGCAGCGGCGCAGGAGUUACAAAGUCGGCGUGCGAGACUCCGCCACCACCCGGUGGCCCCAGCGCAGCUCCGGCAGCCGCAGCGCCCUCAGCGUGGCGCCCCCCGGCCGGGCCAGCCGCCCGGGACCCGGGCUGGGGCGCAGAGGGAGCCCGGAGCCCGGCGCCCCCAUGCGCCGCCCUGCCGCCGCCGCACCACAGCUAUGACCCUGAGCACGGAGAUGUCCGAUGCCUCCGGCCUCGCCGAGGAGACAGACAUCGACGUGGUUGGGGAGGGCGAGGACGAAGACGACGAGGAAGAGGAGGACGACGACGAGGGCGGCGGUGGCGGGCCCCGGCUGGCUGUCCCCGCGCAGCGGCGGCGGCGGCGCUCGUACGCCGGGGAGGACGAGCUGGAGGACCUGGAGGAGGAGGACGACGACGAUGACAUCCUGCUAGCCCCGCCUGCUGGGGGGUCCCCGGCGCCCCCGGGUCCGGCCCCGGCGGCGGGGGCGGGAGCCGGUGGGGGCGGCGGCACGGGCGCGGGCGCGGGAGCGGUUGGCGGCGGCGGCGGCAGCGGCGGGAGCGCGGUUAGCGGCGCCAAGAACCCACUGGUGAAGCCGCCCUACUCGUACAUUGCGCUCAUCACCAUGGCCAUCCUGCAGAGCCCCAAGAAGCGGCUGACGCUGAGCGAGAUCUGCGAGUUCAUCAGCGGCCGCUUCCCCUACUACCGGGAGAAGUUCCCCGCCUGGCAGAACAGCAUCCGCCACAACCUCUCGCUCAACGACUGCUUUGUCAAGAUCCCCCGCGAGCCCGGCAACCCGGGCAAGGGCAACUACUGGACGCUGGACCCCGAGUCCGCGGACAUGUUCGACAACGGCAGCUUCCUGCGCCGGAGGAAGCGCUUCAAGCGGCAGCCGCUCCUCCCGCCCAACGCCGCUGCCGCCGAGUCGCUGCUGCUGCGCGGCGCGGGAGCCGCAGGGGGCGCGGGCGAUCCGGCCGCCGCCGCCGCAGCACUCUUCCCGCCUGCGCCGCCGCCGCCCCCGCAUGCCUAUGGCUACGGCCCCUACGGCUGUGGCUACGGCCUGCAGCUGCCGCCCUACGCGCCGCCCUCGGCCCUCUUCGCCGCCGCCGCAGCCGCGGCCGCCGCCGCCGCCGCCUUCCAUCCUCACUCGCCCCCGCCGCCUCCGCCGCCGCCGCACGGCGCUGCCGCCGAGCUGGCCCGGACAGCCUUCGGCUACCGGCCGCACCCGCUCGGCGCCGCCCUGCCAGGCCCCCUGCCGGCCUCCGCGGCCAAGGCAGGCGGCCCGGGCGCCUCUGCGCUGGCGCGGUCGCCCUUCUCCAUCGAGAGCAUCAUCGGGGGCAGCCUGGGCCCGGCCGCCGCUGCCGCCGCCGCUGCGCAGGCCGCCGCCGCCGCCGCUCAGGCUUCGCCCUCGCCCUCGCCGGUGGCAGCGCCACCCGCGCCGGGAUCCGGCGGAGGAGGCUGCGCGGCGCAGGCGGCCGUGGGCCCGGCAGCCGCGCUCACCCGCUCCCUCGUGGCCGCCGCGGCCGCCGCUGCCUCCUCUGUCUCCUCGUCCGCUGCCCUGGGGACUCUGCACCAAGGGACUGCCCUGUCCAGUGUCGAGAACUUUACUGCUAGGAUUUCCAAUUGUUAAUAACGCUAUGUUAGCCUGCUCGAGGAAGAAGGGAGAAAACGGAUUUUCACGGGCUCAAAUGAAGCUGUUUGUUCCCCUCCUUGUGAAAUGUUUGAAGGAGGUUAAACCCUCUCACCUUCAAACUUACCGCUAACUCUAUAGAUACAAAUUAAAAUAUUGUUAGAGCAAA
Callithrix jacchus (white-tufted-ear marmoset) is the source of this 2316-nucleotide messenger RNA. It is a transcript of the gene FOXD1, whose product is annotated as forkhead box D1. The record is from RefSeq and is a predicted model, not a curated record. Gene Ontology annotation, molecular function: DNA-binding transcription factor activity, RNA polymerase II-specific; RNA polymerase II cis-regulatory region sequence-specific DNA binding. Lineage: Eukaryota; Metazoa; Chordata; Mammalia; Primates; Cebidae. Gene Ontology annotation, biological process: regulation of transcription by RNA polymerase II; cell differentiation; anatomical structure morphogenesis.